Messenger RNA from Artibeus jamaicensis (Jamaican fruit-eating bat), 1823 nucleotides. RefSeq names its product heterogeneous nuclear ribonucleoprotein C-like. Lineage: Eukaryota; Metazoa; Chordata; Mammalia; Chiroptera; Phyllostomidae. The record is from RefSeq and is a predicted model, not a curated record. Gene Ontology annotation, molecular function: RNA binding. Gene Ontology annotation, cellular component: nucleus.
AAGUACAAAAGAAGAUCUCCCUCUCCUUUUCUGUUGCAAGGAUUCCUUCAAAAGAAACAAUGACUUCGGCCAUUUUGUGAAGAGGCAAAGGCUGAGCAGUUGUGGCCCCGUUUCUGACCUCCAUCAGCAGUCAUCUGUUCCACCUAGUACCGGGGAGUAGGAGAUUCAGAAUCAAAUCUCUUCUCCCUUCGACCUCCGGGUUACAAAUUUCUUGAAACAUAAGUCAGUGGAACUUUGCUUGAGUGAGAAUUUUUUUGAUCUUCAGCUACAUUUCAGCUUUGUGAGGAACCUUAUCAUCAAAGACAAUGGCCAGCAAUGUUACCAACAAGACAGAUCCUCGCUCCAUGAAGUCUCGUGUAUUCAUUGGGAAUCUCAACACUCUUGUGGUCAAGAAAUCUGAUGUGGAGGCUAUCUUCUCAAAAUAUGGUGAAAUUGUGGGUUGCUCUGUUCAUAAGGGCUUCGCCUUUGUUCAAUAUGUUAAUGAGAGAAAUGCCCGGGCUGCAGUGGCAGGAGAGGAUGGCAGAAUGAUUGCUGGCCAGGUUUUAGAUAUUAAUCUGAUUACAGAGCCAAAAGUGAAGCGAGGAAAAGCAGGUGUGAAACGAUCUGCAGCGGAGAUCUAUGGGUCAGUACCAGAACACCCUUCUCUGUCCCCUCUAUGCAGCUCCUCUUUUGACUUGGACUAUGACUUUCAGCGGGAUUAUAAUGAUAGAAUGUACAGUUACCCAGCACGUGUUCCUCCUCCUCCUCCUCCUCCUCUUCCUCCCCCUCCUUCUCCUCCUCGGGCUGUAGUGCCCUCGAAACGCCAGUGUGUAUCAGGAAACACCUCACGAAGGGGCAAAAGUGGCUUCGAUUCUAAGAGUGGACAGCGAGGGUCUUCUUCCAAGUCUGGAAAGUUGAGAGGAGAUGAUCUUCAGGCAGUUAAGAAGAAAUUGACCCAGAUAAAACAAAAAGUGGAUUCUCUACUGAAAAGCCUGAAAAAAAUUGAGAAGAAGCAGAGCAAACAAGGAGUAGAGACGAAGAACAGUAAGUCAGAAGAGGAGCAGAGCAGCAGUUCCCUGAAGAGAGAUGAGACUAAUGUGAAGAUGGAGUCUGAGGGGGGUGCAGAUGACUCUGCUGAGGAGGGGGACCUACUGGAUGAUGAUGCUAAUGAAGAUGGGAGAUGGCCAGCUGCGUUGAUCAAGGAUGAUGAAGAAGAGGCUGAGGAAGGAGAGGAUGACUCUUAAGCACAUAGUGGGGUUUAGAAAUCUUGUCCCAUUAUUUCUUUACCUAGGCUCUUGUCUAAGACCAAAAUUUUUACCAGAUCCUCUCCCCUAGUAUCUUCAGCACAUGCUCACUGUUCUCUCCAUCCUUGUUCCUUCCAUGUUCAUUAAUUCAUAUUGCCCUGUGCCUAGUCCCAUUUUCACUUCCUUUGAUGCUCCUAGUAGUUAAGUCUUACCCUGUAAUUUUUGCUUUUAAUUUUGAUACCUCUUUAUGACAACAAUAAAAAGGAUGUAUGGUUUUUAUCAACUGUCUCCAAAAUAAUCUCUUGUUAUGCAGGGAGUACAGUUCUUUUCAUUCAUGUAUGAGUUCAGUAGUUGCUUCCCUAACUGCAAAGGCAAUCUCAUUAGUUGAGUAGCACCCUGAGAGCAGCUUUGAGUUAGAGGUGUAUGUGUUAACCCCAUGUAUGUAGCAUACGUGGGGCUCUUCAACACAAAUGUAAUGAUGUAUUUUUGUGAAUGAGAGUUAGCAUGUCAAAUGCAUCCUCUAGGAAAAUAAUUAGUGUAGUAGUCUUAAGAUUUGUUUUCUAAAGUUGAUACUGUGGGUUAUUUUUGUGAACAGCCUGA